Neurospora hispaniola is the source of this 2256-nucleotide messenger RNA. Its product is annotated as Alpha/Beta hydrolase protein. The record is from RefSeq and is a predicted model, not a curated record. Bases 1 to 2256 code for a protein of 751 amino acids. Gene Ontology annotation, biological process: proteolysis. NCBI's taxonomy places the organism in Eukaryota, Fungi, Ascomycota, Sordariomycetes, Sordariales, Sordariaceae. The transcript is spliced from 6 exons. Gene Ontology annotation, molecular function: serine-type endopeptidase activity.
AUGUGGUCGUUAUUACUUCUUCACCCUUUUUGGAACUUGGUGCUUUCUUGCAUCCUUCUCAUAUCAGCCUUUCCUGGCGCGGAUGCCUCUGAUAUAUCAAUAGCAGUAUCAAACAUGACUCUUACAGCAACCAAGUUCACGCCCGAGGUACUGCUGACAGCGCCACGCCGUUCACCAGCUAUUCCCAACGCCAAGGGCACCAAGGCGCUCUUUACAGUGACCACGUACUCGUUCGAAACACACAGGAAGACUUCCCAGAUCAGACUUCUGGAUAUUGAAUCUGGCCAGUCAACACUCCUUGUCGAUGACUUAAGCGCCAGCGAACCGACAUGGAUUGGCGACGACGAGUUCCUCUAUCUCAAGAGUGGUGAGAAGGGCAACACCACCGUCUUGGUGGACAAGAUCGCGCGCCCAGGAUCUCAAGCAUACGAGGUCACCACGAUCAAGGCCCGGAUCUCGAACAUCAAGAUCAAAGAGCUCACAAACGGCACCGUCGCUUUUGUGUGCUCCGCUUCCGCUACCCCUGAUGGACAGCUCUCCAAUCCCGCCACGGCGAAGAAGCCAUAUUCAAGCGCCAAGGUCUAUACUAGUCUUUUUGUCCGCCAUUGGGACGAGUGGCUAGGAGAGGACAAGAACUCGCUUUGGUAUACUGCGUUGGAGAAGAAGAACGGUCGCUUUACGCUGACGGGCCACGGUCUUGUCAACGCCCUGGCAGGGUCGAAGCUUGAAUCGCCAGUACCGCCCUUUGGAGGCACUGGUGACUUUGAUAUCAGCCCCACGGGAUUGAUAUUUGUUGCGAAGGACCCCGAGCUCAACCCUGCCCUCUACACCAAGACCGACCUGUACUAUGUUCCCCUCAAGACCUUCACCGAGGAGCAGCCACCUUCGCCCCAGAUUGUCGAGACACCUGGCCUGGAAGGCUACACCAACAGUCCGGUCUUUUCACACUGCGGUCGCAAGGUGGCGUUCACCCGGAUGCGCAGCAAGCAAUAUGAAUCCGACAAGCCCCGUCUGAUGCUUUUACCUGAUAUUGGCGAUCUGAGCAAAACUGAAGAAUUCUUCGCAACGGAUGACGGCGAAGGAGCGUGGGACUAUCGCCCCGAAACUAUUCUCUGGAGCGCGGAUGACAAGUCGCUCUAUGUGACAGCCGAGAAGAACGCCCGUGUCCACCUAUGGGAGGUCCCUUCCAACCCAGCUGAUGCCAAGGACACUCCCUCGGUAAUCAAGACCACAGACGGCAGCGUUAACGAUAUUAGACUCCUCGGCGAGGCCGACUCUUCGUCAAAGCUCCUGGUGUCUAGUACCUCUCUCGUUGAUAAUAGCUGCUACAGUAUCGUCGACCCAUCCGCCAACACCACCGAUAUCGUUUCGUCGAACUCUAAGCAAGGGAAGACGUUCGGUCUGUCCAGGUCGAGCAUUGGCGACAUCACAUUCAAGGGGGCUGGUGAUUACGACGUUCAUGCGCUCGUGGUCCGCCCCUCGAAUUUCGAUGAAGAGAAGAAGUACCCCCUUUGUUUCCUGAUUCACGGCGGCCCCCAGGGUGCCUGGCAAGACGGAUGGAGCAACCGCUGGAACCCGGCCGUCUUUGCGGAGCAAGGCUACGUCGUCGUGAGCCCGAAUCCGACAGGAAGUACGGGUUAUGGCAUGGCUCUCCAAAACGGAAUCAAGGGCCAGUGGGGUGGCAGGCCGUAUGAGGAUCUGGUCAAAGCGUUUGAGCACAUUGAGGAGAAGAUGCCGUACGUAGAUACGGACAGGGCGGUCGCAUUGGGUGCUAGUUAUGGUGGCUAUAUGAUCAAUUGGAUCCAAGGCCACCCUCUCGGACGCAAGUUCAAGGCACUCGUCUGUCACGACGGUGUCUUCAGCACCCUGAAUCAGUGGGGCACCGAGGAGCUUUUCUUCCCCAUCCACGACUUCGAGGGGACCAUUUACGAUAACCGCGCCGGAUACGAGAAGUGGGAUCCCGCUCAGCAUGUGAACGAGUGGGCCACACCGCAAUUGCUCAUCCACAGCGAACUCGAUUAUCGCCUCCCCAUAACCGAAGGCCUCGCGCCCUUCAACAUUCUCCAGUCCAAGGGAAUUCCUAGCAAAUUAGUCAUGUUUCCCGAUGAGAACCACUGGGUUCUGAAGCCAGAGAAUAGUCUUGUCUGGCAUGAGCAAGUCCUGGCAUGGAUUAACAAGUACUCGGGCGUGGAGAAGGAGACGCAGGAAGUAAAGGAGAUAGCCGUUGUGGAGGAUAAGAGGCAGAAGCCAAUGUAG